AUGCUGGCCAAAUUUAUCUGUACACUGCUGCUCGUCGCUAUGGGGUCCGCCGCGAACCUUGACCCUAACUCAUCCAGCUUUACCAGCACUGUUGCCCCUACCAAGACCAUCCGGGCUACAGCACCAACCAGCUCGCCUACUGGGAUUCUCAAGUACGAGCCAAGUACGGGCGGAAACUACUUUGUAGGCGGUGCAUAUGCGCUCUUCAGUGCAACCAUUUUCUUUCACGUCUUUCGACACAAGGAUCUUUGGGCGCUCUGUUUACCAAUUGGCACUUUCUUCUCAGCGAUCGGAUUCUUUCUGCGCCCCUCGCUCGACCCGUACAACGUCAGCUUAGGACUGUACAUUGCUCAAAGUAUGUGUAUUGUCAUCUCUCCCGCUGCAUUCCUCGCCUUCAAUUAUAUGCUCUAUGGCCGAAUGAUCCUGGCGGUGGACAAAAACUUUGGACGCCAGAGCACCGAGACUGAAGCUCUCGAAACCCAGCCUCUGUCGGCUACGCAGAAAAUUACCAAGCUCCACAAAGCGGGUGGACGCAGGACGGAAAGGUCACACAUCUCUUUUGUCCCACCUCGUAUCGUGGGUCGCGUAUUCGUAUGCAGCGAUAUCUUCACGUUCCUGCUCCAGUGCGCUGCUGGCGGACUGCAGGCGAGUGGCGGCAGUGAUAACAAAACCAUGGUCAACGUAGGCGACAAGCUGUAUCUAGGGGCUGUCAUCAUGCAAGGUAUCUCGUACAUUUUUUUCACGCUCUUAGUCACGUACGCAACGUUUAUGGUGAUCCGAGAUGGAGCUCGUGAAAGGGCAAGCGUACAGCACUCCAACACGAUCAUGGGGCUGGGAAAGCACGUCUUUGCGCUGUUUUCCGGGCUUUACUUUUCGUCCAUCUUUAUAAUUAUCAGGUCGCUGUAUAGGAUGAUCGAAUUUGCCCAGGGAUACGACGGCUAUCUGGUAUCCCAUGAAAUCUACCUUUUUGUGCUGGACGCCGCUCCGUUGCUGCUGGCGGUCGGAAUUUGGGUGGUGAUUUGGCCUUCGACGCUCCUCGAACGGAUCUUUGAGAAGCGAUUUUGGGUAGCUGGUAGUUAUCGCCUCUCGAGAACCGCUUCAGGAGCACACUAG
Sporisorium graminicola is the source of this 1113-nucleotide messenger RNA. RefSeq lists its product as uncharacterized. The record is from RefSeq and is a predicted model, not a curated record. Gene Ontology annotation, cellular component: fungal-type vacuole; plasma membrane. The coding region runs from base 1 to 1113 and encodes 370 amino acids. Lineage: Eukaryota; Fungi; Basidiomycota; Ustilaginomycetes; Ustilaginales; Ustilaginaceae. The transcript has 3 exons.